Schistosoma margrebowiei is the source of this 231-nucleotide messenger RNA. The record is from the annotation of a GenBank genome assembly. NCBI's taxonomy places the organism in Eukaryota, Metazoa, Platyhelminthes, Trematoda, Strigeidida, Schistosomatidae.
AUGACAACAACAACAACAACAACUACUACUACUACUAUCACUACCACUACUACUACUACUAUCACUACUACUACUACUACUACUACUACUACUACUACUACCACUACCACUACUACUACUACUACUACUACUACUACUACUACUACUACUACUAGUACUACCACUAUAACUGUUACUAUUAAUAACCUACUGAAUUAUGUAUGUUUGUUUGGUGUACAGUAUUCUCAGUAA